Messenger RNA from Asparagus officinalis (garden asparagus), 417 nucleotides. RefSeq names its product glycine-rich protein 23-like. Bases 1 to 417 code for a protein of 138 amino acids. Lineage: Eukaryota; Viridiplantae; Streptophyta; Magnoliopsida; Asparagales; Asparagaceae. The transcript is spliced from 2 exons. The record is from RefSeq and is a predicted model, not a curated record.
AUGGAUGUGUACUUUCGUGAAUUUGAGUCAUAUUACACACAGAAGGUACCCUCAUCCGUUGGUGACUCGCCCAAUACUGGAAGUAUGAGGCGAGAAGGGGAGAAUGGUGAGAGGCAGAUGAAUAAUGUCGAUGGGGAAGGAGAUGAUGGGGGUCCUGGAUUUGUUGGAGAAGGGGGUGAGGGUGACGUUGAGGAUCUUGGUGGCGCCGUCGUAGUCGAUCCAAGCUUGGAUCUUGACGCCGGAUUUGAGGUUGAGGUCAAUCUUGGAGCCGGCGUCGUCGAAGUAGGCGGCAACAGCGGACUUGUUGGAGGUGAGGUUGUUGAUGUUGAUGUCGACGCCGACGUGGUUGUCGGAGGUUUUGGUGGAGUUGGUGAUGUCGGAGGUUUUGGGGGUAGAGGUGAAGAAGGAAGGAGGUGA